Messenger RNA from Austrofundulus limnaeus, 4372 nucleotides. RefSeq names its product zinc finger DHHC-type palmitoyltransferase 5. The transcript is spliced from 11 exons. Gene Ontology annotation, biological process: protein palmitoylation. Gene Ontology annotation, molecular function: palmitoyltransferase activity. NCBI's taxonomy places the organism in Eukaryota, Metazoa, Chordata, Actinopteri, Cyprinodontiformes, Rivulidae. The record is from RefSeq and is a predicted model, not a curated record. The coding region runs from base 1179 to 3329 and encodes 716 amino acids.
CAUCUCUCAUGUCACUCUACAGAGCCAGAGGAUGAUAAGAGCCUGGAGCCGAGAUAAGAAAGGACUAAAAUACGUCGGACUACGUAACACCCAAGCUGUAUGUGCCUUUCUCUAAGAGAUUAAACAUGGGAGUGGAGGUCUGUGUGCAGAGGAUUUGGAGGUGGAAGAAAUCACUACUACGCCCAUCCUUAGUCGAGUGCGGUGGCAUCUUUGUGAACUACGCCGGACUGCUUUAUGGAAUGAGUUGAUUCUAUCACCAAGCAGACAAAGAGACUGAAGACGGUGGUCUCAAAAGUCCAAGGGGGCUCUUGUUGGAUUUUUUUUAAGUAACUUUUUGAAAAAUAGAUUCCAGCUGGACUUUGUUCGAUAUUAAACAACUUCCAUCGACUGGCUUGAAGGUGAACUUUUUAUUUGGUCCCCCCUCCUUAACUCAGCCGGUUCAGAUUGAAACGUUGGAUCUGUCCUUCCUGCCACCAUCCCCAGUUUCUUCCACCCACCCAGUGCCUAAAUAAGYCUCCUCUCGGGACAGUUGCAGAAGUGUUCAGCAGCUGCUGCGCUCAGUCCUCCGCCUGUUCCCCUCCAUGUUCCUCUGCUCCCUGCCCGAUGGACUACCUCCUCAAUGUUUAAAUAUAUAAAUUUUUUUGCAUGACCAGAUAAUCAGAACUCAAGCACAGCAAUGAGCUUUUUGUAAACRCACAGCUUUGGGAGUGGAGAGAAACUUAGUUUGCUUCAGUUUUGUGCACAAGUGUUUGUCGUUUUUGUGUAUUCACAGCAGUGUUGAAAUAAUUGCGUUGCACCAAAUACAGACACAUCUAAGCCAUACGGAAAGAAAGCAUAACGAAUGACCUUUAUUUUUCUAUCACUUUGCUUGUAAAGAAUUUUAAGAUUAUGCACACAAAUUAAUUAUUUUACAAAAAGCCGUGCACAUACUGUAUUAUAUAUUGUUUAAAAAAAUACUGUUUUCAGUCUGUGCAAGGUUUAGAGUCUGGAUUCAGAAAAAAACCCCAUGUUUCCACUCGGUUGCUGCUUUGCAUAGUGUUGGUUUUCUUUCCCAGUGUGAAGUCAUGGUCCCUCCUGUCAAACAAACACCAAUAUUACCAUUUUGACCUGCAAAGCACCCGUUUACUGUAGGCCGACAGCAGAUAUCUUCCUCCCCUCUCUCUCUGUCUCCGACUCUGAUGCCUGGGUUCAGUGGUGGGGGAGGAGUAGGGGGUCCUGCUUCUGCUCCUCCCCGUCCGUUUCGACCAAGCCGAUACGUCCCGGUGUCCGCAGCCACCACCUUCCUUGUUGGAGCCACAACCCUCUUUUUCUGCUUYACGUGCCCGUGGCUGUCAGAGUUCAUCUCCUCUGUCAUUCCUCUCUACAUCGCCGUAAUCUUCCUCUUCACGCUCGCCAACUUCUGCAUGGCCACGUUCAUGGAUCCUGGGAUCUUCCCCAGAGCAGAGGAAGAYGAGGAUAAAGAGGACGAUUUCCGGGCUCCUCUGUACAAAACGGUGGAGAUCCGAGGCAUUCAGGUGCGAAUGAAGUGGUGCUCAACCUGCCGCUUCUACCGCCCGCCGCGCUGCUCGCACUGCUCGGUCUGCGACAACUGUGUGGAGGAUUUUGACCACCACUGUCCUUGGGUGAACAACUGCAUCGGUCGGAGGAAUUAUCGCUAUUUCUUCCUCUUCUUGCUGUCUCUGACCACCCACAUCAUCAACAUAUUCGGGUUUGGUUUGGUUUACGUUCUGCACCACCGUCACCAGCUGAACACGCCUCACGCUGCCGUCACUAUGGCUGUGAUGUGCGUGGCCGGUCUGUUUUUCGUUCCAGUCGCUGGCCUGACUGGGUUCCACAUCGUUCUGGUGGCCCGCGGCAGAACCACAAAUGAGCAGGUAACUGGGAAGUUUCGAGGAGGAGUUAACCCUUUCACCAAGGGCUGCUUCAGGAAUAUUUCACAUGUGCUCUGCAGCCCUCUGGCCCCCAGAUACGUGGGCCGGUGGCAGAGCCGUCAGGCACUGGAAGUACAGCCACCAUUUCUUAGACCGUCUCUCACCGAGGCCCAGUUAGAAGCCAAAAUCCUGGAUAACGGCGUUCAGAACGACCGGCACAGCACCAGGUCUAAGAGCAGUCUGGAYCAGAUGGAGAGCCAGUCAGCCGACGCAGAGCCUCCACCUCCUCCAAAGCCAGACCUUCGUUAUCCCGGCCUGCUCCACACAGAAACAGAAGAGAGCAGCUUGUUGACUGAGGCUCCGCCCACUCCUUCAAUGUACAAGUACCGACCAGCCUACAGCAGCCCGGGAAGGAACCACGCUGCCCCCCAGCACCUAACUAAGAUGACCCGUGGGGAGAGUCUCGACUCUCCGUCUCCCUCCAUCCUCCAGUCCAGCCGUCAGCCCAGCUACCGCUCGGAGCCGAGCAGCCUGGACGGGGCCACAGCGGUGGGAGGAGGUGUAGGGGUGCGCAGAGGGGGAGGGGAGAGGGGCGAGGGCCCCGGAGGCCCUGGCAGGACUGCUGGUGUGGUGUCGGGUUACUCCCUGACUGGGCGCUCCUACACCUCCUACCCAUCCUCGCUGGUCCUGUCCACCGGCGGCUCCCACUCAUCCAGCCUGCGUUCAGCCCAGACUGUCCACAACCCGCUGGCCACGCUCCAAUCAGAGGGCACCACAGACACCAGCUACAAGAGCCUGGCCAAUCAGACRCCUCGAAACGGCAGCCUGUCCUACGACAGCCUGCUGACGCCAUCCGAGAGCCCGGAGUUYGAGUCGGCCGCCCACGAGCUGUCGCCGCUGAAGCCUCGCGUGCCGUUCCACCUGUCGCCGGUCACGGGACCCCCGGAGGCCGUGUCACCCAGCAGCCCGCUGCAGGGCUACACGUCGCCCUUCCUCUCGGCUCAGAUCGCUCAGCAGAGGGAGGGGCAGCUGCUCCAGGGCUCCACCACUUUCUCCUCCCCCCACAGGGCCUACCUGCGUGCYGUCGGCCCGACACCCCCCUCCUCUCUGGGGCCUCCCGAGGCCCACCACCUGCUCCAGCACAACCAAGACCUCGCCCCCCGAAACGCCCGUAACUCUUCCUCCUCGUCCUCCUCCCCCGGGGCCCGCUCGCUGGAGGCCCCCGUCUCYCCGCCGCCUCGCGGCCUCUCCCUCUCCAAGUCCCCAUCCCACAYGGGGGAGGUGGGGCCGCAGCACAAGCUUCGGCCCGCGGGAGGAGGGGGAGGGGCUGGAGGAGGGCAACAGGCUCCACAAUCCACCUCUCGCCCGGCCCUGGCCAAUCACAGCACAGCUAAACCAGGGGGCGGGGUGAAGAAGGUCACUGGCGUCGGAGGGACCACGUACGAGAUAUCGGUCUGAGUGACGAACAUCACAGAGGAGGGAGGGGCCGCCGGACUUCUUGCACUUAUUUUCCCCUCUUUCGUAAGCUGGAUAUGUUUCAUGACUGAAGGCCUCUGCUGUUCUGUUGGGACUCGACGGGCRGGGGGCCGGACCCGUCUGGUACUCACUCUACUUCAUGAAAUGAUGCUGGCCUGUCUCCACAGAGCCUUUCAGAUAUAACAGACAGAAACUGGAGGUUUUAAAUCUCUCACAGGAUCAACUGUUUCACUACUUUGAUGGAGGCAGCCUGGSUUCAAACCAACGGUUCCUGUUUGCUCCUUCACUUUGGUACAUUAACUCAGACAUUUGACAAGGAUGGUCUUUAUCCACGAGAGGUAGGAUUAAAAACUGCUGACCAAUCAAAUCAUCCGAACGGACCACCCGGMGGGACCUUCAAACACAGUAUCAUUUAUGUUUUAUAUGUAUUUUUUUAAGAUAUCAUUUUAUAUAAAACGUACAGAUUGAGUUGGACGAUCGGAGGCUGUUGAUGAGGGUUCUGGACGUUAUCAUGGUUUCAGACCAGUUGCCGGUUUUUUUUUUUUUUUUGUAUUUCUGUUUUUGUUUUACAAUCGAUGGCUGCAUCAGCCACCACCUGCAAGAAUUCUCAUCAUCCAAAGAAAACGAUGAUGCUUGACGGACACCAGAAGUGGCUGAUAAUCAAAAUUAUUGUUUAAAAAAAGAGAGGGAAAAAAAAGCCACAAAGAAAUUUUAAUUCUCACAACUGCAGCACAAACGUCUUUGUGGAAUGUACGCUUGUAACGUUUGUGCUAGAGACAUUAUGCAAAAAUCUGUUUGUAGCUUUAAAAUUGUCUUUUUUUAGUGUUUUUUUUUUCUUUUUCGUCUUUUAAUUUGUCUAUCAGUAAAUAUCAACGACCUUAAAUGGGUGUUUUAGCCAAAUAGGAAGCAGCGAGGGAAGGGCUUAUUUAUUUCAGAGGAGAAAAGCAAAUAAAAUCAGAAAUCUGAAGAUAUUUUAUAAGCAGAACUUUAUAAAUAAAACAUGAGAUGCCAUUUAGUAGAUUGCA